Messenger RNA from Ilex paraguariensis (yerba mate), 1290 nucleotides. Lineage: Eukaryota; Viridiplantae; Streptophyta; Magnoliopsida; Aquifoliales; Aquifoliaceae. The record is from the annotation of a GenBank genome assembly.
GCAGACAAUUCUCAAUACCCACCAGGCAUCAACCAGUAAAGACAUCUGCAAAUUUCCUCCGGUUCCUCCCACCUUCCUUUUCCACAAAAUUAAGUUUUGUGUCCCCACACCUCCCUCUAAUACUUAGUAACUUAAAUAGAUGCCCAAAACAACCAUAAACUCACUGACUUCCCAAAACCUAAUAACCCCAUAGAGAGAAGAAGAACAUAUCAAGGAGAGCUAGCUAGCCAUGGCUCCAACAUCCCAAACUAUCCUUCCCCUCAAUGAAAAUGAUUCACAAGAAAUGGUCCUAUAUGAAGUCCUCAAUGAGGCCAACACCAUUAUAAACCCCUUCUUGCCUCCAAGAAACCAAGCGACGAUUGUGCGAAACGCUGCCCUGCGACCGGUUCAUGCCAUAGGGCAGAAGCACUACAGAGGGGUGAGGCGUCGGCCAUGGGGGAAAUACGCGGCUGAGAUUCGUGACUCAACCCGCCAUGGUGCGCGUCUAUGGCUUGGCACUUUUGAUACGGCUGAAGAGGCUGCCAUGGCUUAUGACAAAGCUGCUUUUAGAAUGAGAGGUGCCAAGGCACUCCUGAACUUCCCUGGUGAAAUAGUUGCAAGCUCGCUAAAUGGCAAUCCGGUGAACGAGUCUCCCGCUACUACUGUAAGGUCUACAGAAGGUCAUACAGACGCAAAUUUAGCCUCACAUACAGAAAGACUUUUUCCACAAAUUGCAGCCUCGACACAAGGAUUUAAUACAAAUUUGAGCUCAAAGACCUUGCUGAUCAAUCAUAUACCCAGUUCUAGUGGCAGUUCUAAUGAGAUUUCAAGUGGAACUGCUAGAUCUGAAUCAGAGGAUAAACAUUGUGGUAGUUCACAGGAUUUGGAAUCAGAUUGCCAAGAGAGUUUGAUAAAGGUGCUCUGAAAUAUUUGCAUGGAAUUUGAUUAACCUUCGUGGCUGCUAUGCACUUGCAGAUGAAAAACCAAACCAACGUUAUGACCCAAUCAUUUGGGAUCGGUUAUAUGAAUCCGUCUUUGUCAUUCAUUUCGGUCAUACGCUAUACACUCAUAUAUAGCGCACUUGCAGAUGAAUCUCAAGGGGAAAUGUUGUUAUUUGUGUUUAAUUUUUCUGAUUAUUUUUCUUCAUUAUAAUGUUUGUGAGGGUGCCUUUACCAUGUGUAUAUAGGAGGUUUGAGAUAGAAAGGGUUUAUGUUGUAGCACACAGAUUAGGAUUGAGAGAAAUAUUGAAGAGAACAAAAAUUACCUUGUUUUUGUGCCAUGAAUGUUUCAAAGAUUAAAUUUGUCAAUCCU